AAGAGCCGGGGAGCCCCCAGAGGGGGGAAAAAGGGGGGCGGCUCCGCAGCGCCUCACUCGCGCAGUCCCCGCGCAGGGCCGGGCAGAGGCGCAGCGCAGCUCCCCGGGCGGCCCCGCUCCAGCCUCCCUGCUCACCCGCGAUGGCUUCUCCUUCCAAGGCGAAGGAGGUUUUCUCCUCCGACGAGGAGGGCCCGGCGGCCGGCUCCGAGGAGCACCACAAAGUCAAGGUGUCCAGCUUGCCGUUCAGCGUGGAAGCCCUCAUGUCCGACAAGAAACCCCCCAAAGAGCUGCCGCUUGCCGCGGCGGGGGGCAGCGCCGACGGGGCGGCCGUGGGCACCUCCAGGAACCUGCUGCUGCCGGGCCACGGCUCCCGGGACGCGCACAGCCCCCCCGGGGCUCUUACAAAAACCUUCGACACCGCCUCGGUUAAAUCGGAGAACUCGGAGGACGGCACGUCCUGGAUCCAAGAGGCCGGCAGAUACUCGCCUCCGCCAAGACACCUGAGCCCCACUGCCUGCACCCUGAGGAAGCACAAGACGAAUAGGAAGCCCCGAACCCCGUUCACCACUUCCCAGCUGCUGGCUCUGGAGCGCAAGUUCCGCCAGAAGCAGUAUCUGUCCAUCGCUGAGAGAGCCGAGUUCUCCAGCUCCCUCAACCUCACAGAGACCCAGGUCAAAAUCUGGUUCCAGAAUCGGAGAGCCAAGGCCAAGAGACUGCAGGAGGCUGAGCUAGAGAAGCUCAAAAUGGCAGCGAAGCCCAUGUUGCCGUCAGGGUUCAGCCUCCCUUUCCCCAUCAACUCUCCCAUCCAGGCCGCCUCACUGUACGGAACAUCGUACCCUUUUCACAGACCUGUGCUUCCUAUCCCGCCCGUUGGACUCUAUGCUACUCCUGUUGGAUAUAGCAUGUACCACUUAUCCUAAGAAGAUCAGAAAGGCAAAGCGACAGCAAGACAGACUUCCUGGUGGAUCUUGUCCAACCCUGAGAAGGCAGUACCCCAACCAGUACUGGCCAUUCUUACUGCAGGCUUCUAAAUGCCAUCCCAAGUGUACAGGAGUUCGCGUUAGCAAAGCAAGGCAUCCUGUAUGCUACAGGUUGGGUGUCUUCUGAGAGUGCUCUGAGCGCUCAGAGUCUGAUCCUCAGAGAAAAAAAAAAGUAAAAACAAACUAAAAAAAAGUAAAAACAUUUGAGCAAAUGUAGGGUUUUUAUACAGUGCAUGUAAAAAUAGAAUAAAAAGGAAUGGGUGGAAAAAAAAAUAUUUUAUGGAGGCAGAGAUUUCCCAACACCUUACAAGAUGGGGCCCAACGUGUUUAAAGUAAAAGGGGUACAUGCCCUAAACCCACACUCUCAAGUGUCAUCAUUUACUAUGGGGGCAGGGGGAGGGAAAUAAAAAGUUAUAAUUAAGGUGUUCGGGAGGGUUUUGUUUUCGUUGUUGUUCUUUGUUUUUUAAAGAAAGCAGAGCCCUUAGAUACAGACACUGUGUAAAUAGAAAUUAGACCCAGUAGAGUCUGAGUGAAGUUCAGAGCCAGCAAGUUCCUGCAUUUCUAGGGGUAGGCAAAGUUUUUUUGCAUCCCAAAUAUCGACAGACCUUUGCAACAAGAUGAGAGGCCCUUAAAUGCAGAAAGUAAAGCAACAGCUUUUUCCACCAUUGGCUCUUGUAAUGCCUUUAUCUGUAUAAAUUUAUUGUUUGUAAAGCACUGCGAGGGGAGGUAGAGUGCAAGGGAAGGUAAUUAGGCAUUCUGCCUUUAUCUCUUCCUAUUGGUGUGCUUAGAAAUCUUUGUCUACAGCUAGGCUCGGAAAUGGUUUUUGAAAACCAUUCAAAAGGGAGGGAAGGAAGUUUCUGGGGAAAGACGACGUGGGUUUUUUCUUCAGUGAUGGUGAGCAAGCGUUGUCGAACUCUGUGGAGAAGUUUGGUAUUUUUUAUUAGUAUUUGCAGCAGUCUAUAUUAAAUAGAAUCCCCCAUGUCUUCCUCUCCUCCCCUUGCAAGGAUGCUAAUGUAAGUGGUUCAUGCUUCAAGCCCUUUUAAAGAGAGAUCCAGGUAUCAAAAUCCAACAGCGUUACUUGUAGGAUGGUAGGGAGCCAAGAGACUGCAUAACCUCUGUCCCCGUGGGAGCUCCCCAAGUGCUGGCAGUGUCUUCCCCGGGCUUCUCGAGAUAACUAUUGUAUUAUGUGUAUUACUCUUGCUAAACUUUGUGAGAAAAUUACUCCAAAGGCUGUGGAGCACUGAAGGCAGAGAUUGUCCUGGAUUUAUUUUCUUAGCAUGUUGAGAAGAAACCAAAAAGAAAAGGGCACUAAAAUGA
This is a messenger RNA of Oxyura jamaicensis (ruddy duck), 2297 nucleotides long. RefSeq names its product msh homeobox 2 (gene MSX2). Gene Ontology annotation, molecular function: DNA-binding transcription factor activity, RNA polymerase II-specific; RNA polymerase II transcription regulatory region sequence-specific DNA binding. Gene Ontology annotation, cellular component: nucleus. The record is from RefSeq and is a predicted model, not a curated record. NCBI's taxonomy places the organism in Eukaryota, Metazoa, Chordata, Aves, Anseriformes, Anatidae. The transcript is spliced from 2 exons. Gene Ontology annotation, biological process: regulation of transcription by RNA polymerase II; embryonic morphogenesis. Bases 141 to 920 code for a protein of 259 amino acids.